This is a messenger RNA of Laccaria bicolor S238N-H82, 2544 nucleotides long. RefSeq lists its product as uncharacterized. The transcript has 15 exons. NCBI's taxonomy places the organism in Eukaryota, Fungi, Basidiomycota, Agaricomycetes, Agaricales, Hydnangiaceae. Gene Ontology annotation, cellular component: COG complex. Gene Ontology annotation, biological process: intra-Golgi vesicle-mediated transport. The record is from RefSeq and is a predicted model, not a curated record. Bases 1 to 2544 code for a protein of 847 amino acids.
AUGUCUGAUUACUCCGUCUUUGCCACUCCAGAUUUUAACCCAAAUGAAUACGCAAAUGCAAUUCUUGCGGGCGAGCCCUAUCCAGACCAAAAGUACACAAAGCUGUCUAUACAGGACCCCAUUGCAAAGGAGGACAUCUCUGUCGCCAUUUCAAAACUUACAUCUGGAAUUGACGAUGUGGCAAAGCAAAUAAAGCAAUUAGUUACCGCUCACCACGAACAGUUUCUCUUGCAAGCCGCCAGUGCAAACGCGCUCUCGGGAUCACUUUCUUCGGUUCGCUCCAAUUUGUCAGAUUUGAAUGCGUCUGUUGAAAAGCUUCGUCUCAAAGUUCAUGUUCCUUGCGAUUCACUGCAAACGUUGGUAUCAAGACUAAAGAAGCUUCAACAGGCCUGUGACGUUCUCCGUCGUACAUCUCGUUUUAUCAUACUUUCCCGAAGACUACAAGUGCAAAUGAACGAAAUGCGCGGAAUAGGUCCAGACACCAGCACCACCUCCAUCAGCGAUGAUGCCAUCCCGUUAACAUCUGAAGGCUUGAGCCAUGAUUCUGAAAACGAAAAAGAACGCGUGGUGGCAAAAGCUGCCUUGAGCAUAGCAGAACUAGCGACAUUGCUGGACGGACUGGCACAUCACUCGAAACAGGCAUCAAUUGACGGGGGUCAGAUUGACAUUUCGGACCCAUCUUCAUUACGUUCGAUCACCGUCGUCGCAGCACGUGUCACUUUUAUUGAAGAAGCUCGCUCGAAAGUGACUAACGAGAUGGAGAACAUGGUGGUGAUGGGUCUUUCAACAUUGAAUCAAACACUUUUAGCAUCAUCUCUUCAAAUAGCAUUCAAUCUUAGGGUCUUGCCAUCACUUGUGCAGAAUUUGGUAUCUGAUCUUUCCCAUACAGUGGAUGACAGGAUACGAGGGGCGUUUGAUUUAUCAAAGAUAUCGAAAGAUGUAGUGAGUAAAGACUCGGGAAGUAAUCCUCCAUCCCCACAAAUUUAUCGAUCACGAGUCAGAACAGAGCCGACAAACGUAACUGCACCUCAGUGGACUGCAGCACUCUGGCUUCGACUAGAGGCUAUGUUCCAAGCAAUGGCAGAUUGUUGCAUAAAAGUAAAUGCACUGGAGAAAGUUUUAAAGUUGAAGAAAGAUAUCACCACACAUGUCAUAUUUCUUGACGAGGCAAUGAAGCUCCUGGAGAACACGCCUAGUGCAAUUUUUUGGACUUCCCUGAGUCGAUCACUUGAGAAGCACUUGCGAGAUUCGGCAAAAGCAUCAAGUUUUCUCCAACAAACUCUUAGCUCGGGUUAUCCCAAAUUGCUACGCCUGUUUCACGAUUUUUUUGGCAAAAUUGCUGUUCAAACCGACACAAUUUAUAUUGAUGCUUAUCAGAGCCCGGAAGCUAUUUUGGUUCUGCGUGCUUUGUCAAACAUCGAAUCCAUGUAUCUCUCGAGAUCGACCAACAGGAUGAACGAAGCGGCAGGCCAGGCUUUUGCUGGUGGAAACCGAAUGCCUCCAGGAUCAAGUGAGGGGAUUAAUCUGGCACGCACGAUUGUGAAUGAACUAGAUUCGGCUAAAUUUGAUCCACUAUUGGUCAAAGCUGUUGCCAAAAAUACCGUUUCUUGUUUAGAGUUGACACUAUCGAGGGUGGAUGGUGUGACAGUGAGAGACCGGAGUGCUGUGUCAUUAUUGGGACUGUCUGCGACACCACAACAAGUAUCUAACGCUCAUCUCGCUACCUUCCUCGAACAAACAUGGUCGCGACUUGUCAAACUUGGCAAUGAACACUCACCACUAACUUUCAACUUGCUCCAGCCAAGCAUACAGAAACUGCGCCAAGCUUACGAGAAUCUCAUCGACCCCAUGAAAACCGCCAUACGGCGUGAGCUCAGUGCGGUUAUUGCCAAGCUGCAUCGAAUCGAUUUCGCAAAGUCCGUAGAUCCCAUGUCAGGGGGUUCCAGCCCCUACAUGAAGGAGCUAACGGAGAAACUCGCAUUCAUCAAGGCGGAGAUCAUCAGUAGAUAUGACAUUGAUGACUCUGGUUGGUCAUGGACGGUCUCGAUUGUGAAAUAUACCAUCAAGAUUUUCCUGCUGCACAUUUCGAUUGCCAACCCCCUCGGAGAAAGUGGCAAGCUUCAGAUGACAAGCGACAUGACUGAAUUAGAGUUUGCGUUAAGCGCUUUUUUAACAGGUGGAACACAAAACAAGCGUGGAGGGAGCCUUGAGGGCAUUGGUGAUGAAUACCGGGCCCUUCGCGCGAUGCGACCACUCUUGUUCCUUGAAAACAGUCAGCUUUCCUCGGCGCAGCAUACUGCUGGGCUGCCAGUUCUGAUUGUGCUACAUCACAUUCUGGUGCGUUCGCCUAUGCCGUUGCCUCAUGAGUUGCACGGCUGGCAGGCGGCGGAGUAUGUGAGAUGGCUGGAUGAACACACCGAAGAAGAAGCUUUGACGCUUAUAGAUGGUGGACUGACGCACUGGGAAAAGGUGUCUGAGGAGGACGAAGGGGUUGAAUAUUUGAAGCUCGCUCGAAGUGUAAUGAAAUUACAUAAGCUAGAGUAG